UACGGGGUUCUGUCGGCCUCUUCCUCUUGCGUCCGGGGCAGGAACCUGAGCUGUGGCCGCGGCCGGAGCCGGGAGUCAGGCGCCGCCUCGCCGUCGCCGCCCGAGCUGCCUGCCCCUCUGGCUCUUCGUGCAGUGCAGAGGCGGCGGGCAGGGGAGGGAGCGUCGCCAGCGUGAGGUUCCCAGCCGAUGGGCAGCCCCUGGGCGCGCUGAGGGGCUGGGCUACUAGCGGCUGAGAAAAUGAUGCAUCCUGUUGCCAGCAGUAAUCCGGCUUUCUGUGGGCCUGGCAAGCCUUCCUGCCUCAAUGAAGAUGCCAUGAGAGCUGCUGAUCAGUUUGACAUAUAUUCCUCCCAGCAAAGCAAAUAUAGCCACACAGUCAGCCACAAACCAAUGGUUUGUCAGAGGCAAGACCCAUUAAAUGAAACUCACUUGCAGACUACAAGUGGCAGAAGCAUAGAGAUAAAAGAUGAACUAAAGAAAAAGAAAAAUCUCAAUCGAUCUGGUAAGCGUGGCCGGCCUUCUGGAACCACCAAAUCAGCAGGAUACCGAACCAGCACAGGCAGACCCCUGGGAACCACCAAAGCAGCUGGAUUUAAGACAAGUCCAGGCAGACCUUUGGGUACAACCAAAGCUGCGGGAUACAAAGUCAGCCCAGGGAGACCUCCAGGUAGCAUUAAAGCUCUAUCCCGUCUUGCCGAUCUUGGUUAUGGCUGUGGCACUGCUGCUUUUCCUUACCCUAUGAUGCAUGGCAGAGCAGUUCAUGGGGUAGAGGAAACCAGCAGUGAAGUCAAGCCACCCAAUGAGUGAAUGAGGCAGGAAAGGAGGGCCAGGUUUAGAAGGAAGAUUGUGAAUCCUAAAGCUUCUUGGUUUCAUUUUGACAUACAUGAUUUUAUGACCUGGGCUUCCCACAUUUGUUUUCCUGUUUGUUUGUUUUUCCUGCUUUUGCUGAGAAACCACCAUAUGCUGACAGAUGCACUCAGGGCAUGAGCAGUGGCAUUGAAUUUGUACAUAGGUCCAAGUGUAACACCUAACUAAAUAAUUUUUCCUUUUCCUUUAGAGUUAUGGUUGUGUCUCAUAUUUCAUUACUACUUUUGGGCCAUUCUGAAUAGAUGCUUUAUGUACUAAACAACUGAAACCAUUAUACCCAUUAGUUUGUAAAGUAAGGCUACAAUAUAAUAAACAUAAUAUCUAAGGUAUUUUUAACUGAUGGAACAAAGCAAACUAAUGAUUCAGGAUUAUUUGAAGUAUGGCUGUGAGUUUUUGUAACAUUUAUUGUCAUGAACCAGGACACAGAUAUUUGUAUGCUUUGGUAUUUACAUAGACUUCAGAUGUUAAAAAUUUUAUUUUUAAUAGGUUAUAGGUUUAGGCAGCUUCUUAUUUAUUUAUUGAUCUAAAUGGCAUUAAUUGAUUUAACCAUUGUUCCUAAAGGAAUUAUUUAGUGUUUGCCUUUCAGCAAUGAUAAGUUGUAUAUUUUUUAAUUGCCUAACAGCAUAUAUACCAAACACUACAAACAAUUCAUAUUUACAAAAAAAUUAAACUUUUUUAUAAAAACACAUUACAUUUUUGGUGAAAUACAAUGCAUUCUGAGAAUAGCAUAUGUAAUAUAAUAGAAAAAGAAACAUUCUUAAGGUUUGCAUGGAACUAUAUUCACUACAUUUUGCCUUUUGUAGACUUAGUUGUUAAGCAUUAUGCUUAAAACAUUUAUUAUUGUUCAUUUAUUCAGAAUGUUUUUUAGUUUUAGGCUUUUUUUUUCUUUCUGAGAAAUUGUCCAUUGCAUUAGCACUUACUAUUGUUUCAGGUUUAUAUCUACCAAAGGACACAAACUGAAUGGUAGGCUGUAAAACUGAUAUAAAUAAAAUGCAGUAUUCUGACUGUCAGAACACAGAUAUUAAGAAAUAUCUAGGCAUCUAUCUAUUCAUGAAACAUGUAAAAUAUAUGUGGGUUGAGACCACUUCACCUAAAAGAAAAUUUUUUCCAACAGUGUUUGCUUUAGAAGCAAGGUAGAUGGAAAAGAAAAAAAGUAUUGGGUAGAUAUUCAUAGUAGGGACAGAAGGAAGUCUCUCUUGCCCCCUUUCUAAAAGUAAAAUGUUAAUAUACAUUUUAUUUAUUCUGAGUUUGGUCUGAAUAAACUAUUAUAAACUUUGAAUUUGAAAAAAAUUCCACUGAAUUUUAAAGUUACAAUGUAUGUAUUUGUGAUUUUAAAUGCCUUUGAGAUUAAAAUACAGAUUUGCAGGACCCAAAAACUUUUAAAGUAAUUAAAAGUUUAAAAAGGCACAUAUUGUGUUGUUUGGGCUUGCUCUCAGUUAAUACAAACUCUGAUUGCAAAUGGAUGUCAUGUUUCGUACCUUUUUUAUCAGGAAAAAAGCAGCAAGCCUUCAGGUGUUCCAGUGAUGCCUGACACAGUGAGGUGGACUUUAUGCUGCUCUUUACAGUAAGAGGUGUUGCAUUGUAUGUGGGGACUGUGUGUGCACUGGCAUCUAAGACAGUGACCUCAACAAUUUUAGCUUUGCACAAACUAUAGCUAACAUAUGUUGGAUGACUACAUAAUCAGUUGCAGAAUUCUGGCAGCUAAAUUGCUACAAGAGUUUCUUCUUGCAGAAGCUUAAAAUAUAAAAUUUUAAUAAUUUACUCAGAACAGUAUAACUUCUGACACACACAAAUGCUUACAUCUUUAUUCAUAUGUUUAUCCACUUUUAUUAUCUGUCAUUUAGCUAUUUCUCAGAUCAAUGUUCAGCAGUUGGCUGCUUAGAAAUCCUGUUUUGAGUUCCUGAAAACAGUUGUUUAAUUAAAUGUUCUACUGUAGAAUGAUACAUACCACUGUCAAGGAUUUGGUUGCAUGUUGUGGUCUUUAUAUGUCCAUUUGACAUUGCCCUUUCAGAUUAUUUUGAUUCCUGAUUUUGUUAUACAUAACCUUUCCUUUCUCUCUGCCCUUUCCUACAUUCAUUCCCUCCCAUUUUCCCCAUCCUCCAGCACAUCUACUCAGUGGUGCUGUGCUGUGUGUCAGAAGGUGUAUUAUUGUAUACUGAUUUACAGCAGGUGUAUUAUUGUAUACUGAUUUUUUUAUACAUGUUAAUGAAAUGGUGAAAUUAACUAAAGAAAGUAUGUUCAUAACAGUGCUUAUUAAUAUCUGGAGCUCUGUCCCAGGAAAAAAGGGGGACGAAUGGCUACAGUUGUGAAUGAAUAACAUCAGUUUAGAAAGCUGAAUUUUCUGUUCAUGUGAGCAGUAACAUGGAGUAUUAGAUCUAUGUGCUGGUGAGCAUCUCCUGAUUCUACUUUUUUCCUUGUGAACAGUUUAUUGGUGCCAUGCUGAAGAGAAAGACACAUCUAAGUGAUAACAUGAAGUCUUAAAAAAUAAAAUAUUUUUACUUCUCUAUAGUCUAAAAACUACAUUGUGCAUCUUUUGUAACACUGUCUCUUGUCAUGAUAAACACUGAAAUAGCAUGUUAAAUGCCUAUACUUUAAUAUAAUCAGUUGGGGAAAACUGGCCUUUUCUUCCCACUGUAUGAUUGUUCCUUUAAAGGUAAAUUGCUAAUUUUAUAUUGUGUAAUUCUCUUCUUCACAAAAUAGGUUUCACUAUUCUAUAUUAAAACUGUUGGUCAGAAAAUGAUCUGCUGUUCAAGUAAGUUUGCUUUACUUUUUUCUUUAAAAAAUAUUUUAACAUGCCUUAUUUAUUAUUAUUAUUAUAUUAACCAAUGAGCUAAUGCAGAUGAAAUUUUCAUUUUUGACACAAAUAUAACCUUGCAUAACUAAUCUUUAGUAUGGGAUGAUUUUGAUACUAUCUUUGGAGUUUUGCACUGGAUAUUAAAAAAUACUGGCACAUUGUGUUGGAAGAAAACUAUCUGCUUAAUUUUUAAUAUUUGGGACAUUUUUAAAGUCUGUUUCAGUUAGACUAAAAAAGUCUUUAUAUUUUUUAUUUACUUUUUAAAAGAAAAUCUGUUAAAGUAAUAAAAGUAAUAUUCAUUCCAAACUGAUGUUUGUGUGAAUUUACGUGUAUAUUUUCAUGAAGUAAGAAUAGAGUUUGAGUUAAGGAGGAAAAAAAUUAUCCAUUUAUUAGGUUAAAGGUAAUCCAUCCAGUGUUAGGAAAACCAGUGUGUGAGCUAAAGAGGGAAAAAAACCCACCUUCUCUAAGAAGCUUUAAAAGAACAAUUCAGGGGAUAUUGACUAUAACUGCUACUCUGUCAGUCAUUGUCACUAUAUGCAGUAAAAUUUUAUGAUCCCUUUAUAGUAAAAUAGAAGAAUUCACAGCAGUUGUUGAAAACAUUUUUUCCUUGGACAUAAACUAUUUUGAUGCUAUUAGGUUUCUGUUUUUAUUAUAGCUUAAGUAUAUCCUAUUAAACUCUAGGAUGUAUCUAAAUCUUUCCUUUGCUUUUCCUCUGUCACCCCCAAGUAGAUAAAUCUGUGCUCUCACAUAUAAUGUAUUUAAUUUUUGGAAAACUUAAUACUAUAGUAAACCAAGUGUGUGAUUUAUAGUAAUCAGACCACUUUGAUGCUUUAAGUUUCACAGUUUCCUUUUUCCACAGAUAAUUACAGAGAAAAUAAUUACCAAUUAAUUGAUAUAAGCACGCUGUCCUCUGCUGUAAAAAGUCUGAAUAGAUACUGUGUAUGUUUUUUAUGUCCAUGAACUUGAGCUACUCGUGUGCAAUUAUGUGUAUGGGAAUGGAGUAGUGUUCAUGAUUUGUAUCUACAUCAUCAUAUGGAUGUAUAUUUAUUAAUAAAGUCAUUACUUUAAAACCAA
Miniopterus natalensis is the source of this 4732-nucleotide messenger RNA. It is a transcript of the gene C4H5orf24, whose product is annotated as chromosome 4 C5orf24 homolog. NCBI's taxonomy places the organism in Eukaryota, Metazoa, Chordata, Mammalia, Chiroptera, Miniopteridae. The record is from RefSeq and is a predicted model, not a curated record.